This is a messenger RNA of Acanthoscelides obtectus, 7778 nucleotides long. Lineage: Eukaryota; Metazoa; Arthropoda; Insecta; Coleoptera; Chrysomelidae. The record is from the annotation of a GenBank genome assembly.
UUUUUUUUUGCAACAUGGCAACACUGAUGUUUUGUCAAAACUCUAACCACUUAAAAAUUUUGAAAUGUUUUCCUCUCAGUGUUUUCAUUUUAUAAGUAGUUUUCAUUUCACAGCUUUAUUACGGACUAUUUAAAAAACACACUGAACGUUCUAGUAGUUGUGUAUAUAUUAUCUAGCAAAAUAAAUUGUACUGAUCCAAUAUAUUGUGCACCUAAACUGAACCAUAACUGCUGUUGAUUAAUUCGUUUUACAACUUGUUAUACCUGUUUUUUAAGAUUCUCUCUAUAUUGUUAGUGUAUAGUCUACAGAUAUUACAAAUAUGGAUGUUGCCGAUAGCAUAGAUACAAAAAAUAUAACGGAGCUUAUAUUGAAGCUGUGUGAUGUCUUGUCGAAGCACAAUCCAGCUAUUUCUGAAAGACUAUCACAUAAUGCUUUAAUGUGCCUCUCUUGCACGUCAACAGUGACUACAAACAGUCUGAAUCAAGAAGAAUAUAUAGUGAAUUGUAUCAGGCAUUUGCUGUCCUCACAAUCAAAGGAUAAGCUUGACCGAUUUGAGAUUUUGUAUUCAAAAUUGAAAGGAUCUACAAUUUUGAAGAAGAGAGAUUUAACACUAUGUUUCCUCUACCAUUUAAGCCAAAGAUUAGGCAAACAUCCAGGGCACCCUAGUGAGUCAGUUUUGCAUUGCUCUACAAAAGAUUCUGGGCAGAUAUUGACUCGAACAUCGUCUAUAGCCCUAUCAAAUACACAGUCUCAAGAAAGUGUUAAGCAUAUAUUUGAUAGUAGAGAUAAGAGAAAGUCUCAUCACAGUACAUUACAUUCAAAUACACAUAAAAUUACUUCACAAACUACAACUGCUUCUUCAGCAUCUUGGUCCAAAGCUGACAUUCCUUCUUCAUCAAGGAUUUCAUGUUUAAAUGUUGUCACAGAGCAGGAACUCCUACAAGAUGUUGUAUUUUCCUUCCAAGGCAUUGAAGGCAAAUUCCUUAGAAGGGAACCCGGAGGUUUAGGCUUUGCAGUCGAUGCCAAAGCUGGUAAAUUACUUACACCCAGUCAAAGAGCUCUAUUGGAAAGACUGAUUGGGAUUAGUUUUCUACACAAUGAGCUUAAAAGGUUUUGCGAGGAAAAUGAGAAACAACGUGGCACUAUAGGCCAAGCACUUAUAGCAACAUUAACCGAUGAACUUUCUGCAUAUUACAAAACAGUUGCUAUUCUUCAAGCAUCGGCUAACAAACCUCCGGGCCAAGAAAACUCUGAUAUGACCCUGAAGAAGGCUUUGUAUGUGAUGCAUGAACAUCAAACAAGGUUUGAGUGGUUAGCUUAUAUAGCUGAGCAAUGUAGAGACAAGAAAGGAGGAGCCUUAACCACAGCUAUUCAUGGAUUCCUACAACACGGUUCGAAAUGCGCACAAGAGAUUUCAGAAAGGGUAUUGAAAGCAGUAUGUAAACCUCUCUAUGUAAUGCUGUCGCGUUGGUUGCUAGACGGAGAAAUCAACGACCCUUAUAACGAAUUUUUCAUCGAAGUCAAAACCGUCUCAACUGCUGAACGUCUUUGGCACGAUAAGUACCACGUCAGACAACAUAUGGUGCCGUCGUUCAUAAAAAUGAGCCAAGCGAAGAAAAUUUUGGCAACCGGGAAAAGCAUAAAUUUCUUGAGGCAGAUUUGUAAGGACAGCGGCCACUUGCCCGGAAGGGAAUCGCUGCAGAAGCUGUUCAAAACCACAUUAGCGGAUGGACUUUUCGCGCCAGAACAAAGUAUAGAAUUCCAUGCGACAUUGGAAAGUGUAUAUAAAGAAACGUCGCUUAGGGUUCUAGAACUGCUGAAGAAUAAGUACAGAUUACUGGAACAUUUGCAGUCAUUGAGGAGAUACCUUCUUUUGGGACAAGGAGAUUUCAUCAGACAUUUGUUGGAUCUUUUAACUCCAGAACUCAACAAGCCUGCAGGGCAAAUAUACAUUCACACGUUAACUGCAAUUUUGGAAUCUGCAAUCAGGGUCACUAAUGCGCAAUAUGAAGAUGAAGAUACUUUGAAACGACUUGCAGUUUUCUUCAUGUCACAUUCCUCUGGGGAUACAGGUUGGGACGUUUUUGGCUUGGUUUACAUAGUAGACGGACCCGUAGGGACAAUUUUCCAGCAAACAUUGUCAACGUAUCAAAGUCUUUUUGGUGCUUUGUGGCGUGCGAAGAGAACAGAAUUUGCCUUGGCUAAUAUGAGGAGGCAACAAAUUACAAUGUCGAAACUUUUCAAAAAUAUCGAAGAGUUGCGACCAGUCAUGCACUUGAUUCACAUACUAACAAGCAAAAUGAUCCACUUUCUGAAUCAAACGCAGUAUUAUUUCCUGUUUGAAGUUUUGGAAUGUUCGUGGGCCGAAAUGCAAAAUCAAGUUAACAAGGCCGAGUGUCUAGAUGACAUUAUUACUGCGCAUACUUGCUUUUUGACGUCUGUCCAAAGAGGUGUUUUGCUAGAUGAGGAUUCUAGGCAACUAUUUUCGCAUUUGAUAUCCAUCUACAACUUCGUGAUGAACUUGGAAGGACAUCAGGGGGCUCUUUACCAAGCUGCACUUGAAGAGCACGAAGCUAGAAGAGCUUAUGCAGCACACAGAGAUGCAGCUGAUGAUUUUGGAACUGAUAAUCAUCUGCAGAAAGUCAAUUUGGAGCGAAAGGCGACGUUUAGACAGUUCUUGGGUACUACAAAACUAAAGGUGAAAACCUCUGCCCAGACGUACGACGAGAUUGUUAAAAAAUUCCUCGGCCUUCUAUCGAAAAGCAUGAACAUGAACCUACGCUUGCUAUGCGUGCGACUCACCUUCAAUAAUUUCUACACGACUGCAUGACCUUCAAAUGGGCCAAGAAUGCCUACAGAACGUAACCUCCAAAACGCACCUAACGACAACAUUCAAGAGAGUCUGUACUAUCGCAGAACAUGCGAUGCUAGACAUAACCUAGCGCCACUGCAACUUGAACCAACUAACUCAUCUUUGGUGUAUGCGAGGCCUAACGACAUUCAUGGGAGUCUUCACUAUCACACGAUACAUUUUAGAGACUUUCCACUGCAACUUGAGUCAACUAAUUUAUCGUCAGUCUGUACAAAGCCUAGCGACAUUAAAGACAAUGCUUGCCACUGUCAUGCUCUUGGAGUACCUAAAGAAAAUAAGGUAGUCCCACCUAGACCUGAUAUCUCUCAUAGAUGUAGAAAGUUUGGAGCUUCUCGAAUACCUAGAGCUAGACCUUUUCCACUGCAGCUUGAAGCUACAGAUUCUUGCUCGGAUGUUCUUGGGAGUCCUUGUGGCAGUUGCAGUUUAAAUAUGAGCUUCCAAACUGAAUCGUCGAUGUCGUCCAGGCGCGGAAGUCUUCUGACCUUGUUGGAGAGGUCAGGCAGAAUGCAAGAACGUAUUUGAUGCUGUGUGGUUUUGUAAUAACACUUGUGGAAUGUUGGAACAGAAGGUGAUUCAGUUGUCUACAUCGUUUGCGCUUAAUGUCAAUAAAUAAAGUCAAAAAGUCGGAUACGGCGAAUCUCGGAGUAUAAAAGAAAUUCUACCCAAGCAUAGGUAUAAGAUUGUUCAUAGGUUAUCACCCUAUAUUUUUAACACAGAAAAUAUAUGGAGUGGAAAAUUUAACGUUUGACAUUUGAAUGUCAAAGCUAAUAGCAGUGGCGUAGCUCGGUAACCUAGGGCCCUGGGGCAAAUACAAAAAUGGGGCCCCAUUGCUAUCAAAACUGAUAAGGUUUUAUGAAGUAAAAUCAUUAAAUAUACAAAUAUUUUGAAAAUGCUAAACGGCUUUAUCAUCAGCUCUUUUUCAUGCAUUGCAAGGCAGGUAAUAAAAAUAUUAAACACUAACAACAUAAAUUACAAUUAUUUUAAUAAUUGGAGUAGGUAUUGGCCAAUAAAACGAAAUAGAAGAGAUUCAAGGGUUUAUUAGGUAAAGAUCGGACCUACCAUUUGCUUCCGUAUGGCCACUCGAACAACUGUGUUGUUUAAUUCUUUCUGAUAAAUGUUUCCAAUCACGAAUUCCCGUACGCCAGACGGGUACUUCCAGAAGCGUGACUAAAAAACUUGUCAAUUUUGGGCAAUUUUUGUUUACCUUCUUCUCUUUCUUGGCGUUGUUUGCGUUUAAAUGCACCACUGGGUUUCUUCUUUUUAUCCAUAAUUUUAGUUUUCUAAUUUAUUUAUGCAAUAUUUAUAUAAGAUUGUUCUCAAGUAGGUACUCACUGUGCACUGACAACGUUAAAGGUAAAGGAGUGAGGAACGUAAUGAUACGAUACAAUACGUCGUUGGGGAAUCCCCGGCAAACAUUUUAUAUUUUAUCGCCGACAGUGUUACCACGGUGGAGGCAAAAAAUAAUCUCCUCGCGCCUGAAUUAAUGAUUGAGUAGCCGAAAUCUAUAGAUUUAUUUACGUAGCGGACAUCAAGAUGAGUGGUACUAAAAUCAAAUAAAAUUGAACCUUUGUUUAGACCAGUACAAAAAACUAUUGACAUAAGCUUACUUACUCCUGAUACAACAAACUUUUUAAUCAUUCUCACAAAAACACACAUCGAUAAAUAAUAAAACGCACAAAUUGAUAACACUGUCAACCGGGUUAACCCUCAGAAAUAAUUUAGAGGAAUUCCCUAUUUAUAACUUUCGAAUUUAUCUGAAACAGAUGCCAUGAUUAAAGUCGUGUUGCCACCUGUUAUAUUUAUUUUGAAAAUGGGAGGAAUUUUCAAAAGUGGAGUUCGAUUGAGAUUUUUUAGAGCCCUUUUCAUGCUGUCGCUGUAUCGCUGGUUCUAGUAAUUUUUUUCGAAAUAUGACGCGUGGUAUCGCGAGGUGUCCCGUUUAAAUAUGAUAUGUAUAUUUCGGCAUUUCCACAAUUAAACUGCACGGAUUUUUAUCGAAGUCUUUCGAGUUUACAUAUCUUUUAGCGACCGAUAGUAGAUGAUAUUUGAUGAACAUGCAAGGUCGGAAAAAUUAUGUAUUGUUAUUGUUAAGCUUUCAGGGUACUUUUUUUUCUAAGGCAAAUUACUUCGAUUAAAUUAAUUUUACGAAUUUUUGCACUCUAAAAAAAGUACCCUACAAGUUUAACAAUAAAUAACUUUUUUUAAAACAAUUUUUCCGACCUCGCAUGUUCAUCAAAUAUGAUCUACUAUAGGUCUCCAAAGGAUAUGCAAACUUCAAAAAAAUCGGAGUCAGACAAAAAGCUAAACCAGUUCAGCUUUGUAGGGCCCCUGGCCUUAUCGCCAGCGAUAAAAGCGCUGCCAUGAAAAUGUACCUUCUGGUAAGGAUUCGAGGGCCCCCUGAGCUUGAGGGCCCCGUGGCACUGCCCCGCCUAGUCCCUUAGUAGCUACGCCACUGGCUGAUAGAUCAAUUACAAGGUAAGUACGCAAAGUAAACAAGACAAAGAGAAAAAUGAACAAACAUUAUUGGUUUCGGAAAAUCGAAUCUAUUUUAUUCAACAUAGUCUCCUUCAGUCACUUUUUCGACGGUUUCUGGCGUAAUCACAAAUUUUGGCUGACCAACAUGAUCGUCGUCUGCCAGCGACUCACGACCCCCUUUGAACCGUGUAAACCACUCGUGAACUCGGCUAAGAGAUAAACAAUCAUCACCGUACACUUGCAUCAAUAUCUGAUGCGUUUCGGUGAAUGUUUUACCAAGUUUAACACAGGUGCUCAUUUUUCGACCGAUGCUAAAAAGGUACUGUCACUUUCAGCGCGAUAACUCCGCGUGAAGUAGUUCGAUUAUCAUGCAAUUUUGACAGAUCAUCAAUGAAAGAUGUACCUAUCCAACGCUAGUCUCCGAUAAUAGAUGGCGCUACUUGUAUCGGAUAUCUUUCAAAAGUCCUGUUUACUUUGCGACAGAUCUUGUACGUAUAUCUAAUCGAUACUAUAAUCUAUCUAAAAGACAUACGCUUUUCCCUAACUAUCUGAUGGUGACCAUGACAUAGGGAGCGAUUGAGCCAACGUAGAGCGGUCCAUGCUCAAUAGCAGUAGCCUUGGGAUAAGCUUUGUCAGUUUUGCUUGUGGGUUGAUUAAUAUUGCGAGCUGUCAAAGCUAUUUCACGGCCACCGCUGUUUUCCAUAAAAGCGUUGCACCGCUGGACCGUUUUGCAUUGGCUGAAUGCUUGGAAAGUCACGUGUCUUUUAAAAAUGGGACCUCAUAUUUUUGAAACCGGAAAUGGAGCGGAAAAUUCAAUCUGAUGAGCACUUCACCUCCAUGAAAAAUAUCAGUAAACAUCAAGUAUUUAAUCGAUAAAAUAACAUCUCAUUAAAAAAAUUGUCCUCUACCUUAAAAUGAUCGUGUAAGUCAAAAGUCAAAUAAAAGGUCAGCGUCAGGCAGCCUAAGCCUAUAAUUUCUUUUACUCAUAGUUUUCAAGGCCAUUUCUACGAUUAGAUAUUAGGUUUUGACCUUGACCAUCAAGGGAGGUCAAUGAUUCAUUCGAAACGAACACUUUCUGCUCUAUCUCUGUCUGGUGUCAAUAACAGACGUUUCCCAUUAAAAAAAAACACUACCAUGCUUUGGAGUCCAAUGAUUAUGUUGAAGAUCACAGAGAGAUAGCUAAGCAGUCUAUUGCAGGGAUUUUUUUUUGAUAGAGAUUAUUUUAGGCUGUUUUUGAAUAUAAUUUUUGCUCCAAAGAUCUUGCCACUAUUUUUUGAAGCGCAAUACAAUUUUCAUUUACAUUUGGCAUAGCAGUGGUCGUCUUUCUGGUCAGUAAAUAAAGAAAAAUUGAUUCUAUUGAUUGGAGUGAUGAUUCAUGGCAUUUAUUAGCGUAUUUUGCCUGAAGUCGAACUAAUGCUAUAUUCGCGCGACCAAAAUAUCAUUAAUGCAAUGAGGUACGAUAGCGUACUUUACGAGAAUUUGUUGCUGCUUUGUUUUUCCGCCCUAAUUAGAAGUCUCCCUCAAAAAUGUUGGUAGCGCUGUAGCUAUGCUCUCCUAUACAGGGUGUUCCAUAAUUAUUGCGACAAAAUGAUAGGGGUUGUAGAGGGCAUCAAAAUGAACAAUUUUUCCUUAUAAACCCCUGUUCGGAAACAUGCCGUUUGGGCUGCAGCAAAAAAAAAAGAUCAGUUUCUUGAAACAGCUUACCUACAGUAAUUGCUCAAAGUGUCCUCCACCUUGCUCAAUACACACCUGUGCACGAUUGUUCAAUGAUCGGCGAACUCUGUGGCAUACCCCCGGUAUGUCCUGAACAAGUGCGGACGCGGCCAUCACUCUUCCCAGUAGCUCUUGUUGGUUGGGAACAGGAGUUUCGUACACUAAAGCUUUCAGAUAGCUCCAGAUAAAAUAAUCCAGUGGAGUCAGGUCAAGUGACCGCGCAGGCCAAGGCACAGGGCCACCUCGGCCUAUCCACCUAUUUGGAAAUUUGUCGUCCAAAUACUGCCGCACUUGUAAAGAAAAGUGGGCUGGACCGCCAUGGUGUUGAAACCACAUGUUGGCUCUUAUAUUCAGUGGCACAUUUUGUAAUAGUUCCGGUAGCACAUGCUGUAAGGCUCGACCAUAAGCAUGCCCAUCCAAACGUGGUGGAAGCAGAUAUGGCCCGAUGAUAUGCUCGUCCACAAUGCCGCACCAGAUGUUAAUUGAAAACUGAUGUUGGUCUCUAUGGAUGGCUAUGGCAUGAGGGUUUUCUUCAUCCCAAAUGUGACUGUUACGGCUAUUAAAAUAACCGUCCUUUGUAAAACAGGACUCGUCAGUGAACAAAACGUAGCGACCAAAGUUUGGUUGCCUCAACUCCUGCUGCAGCCACCAACGACAAAAACGUCGACGCGGCAGAUAGUCUGCUGGACCCAUGGCUUGGACUUUUAAAAGGUGGUACGGG